Messenger RNA from Macroventuria anomochaeta, 818 nucleotides. RefSeq lists its product as uncharacterized. The transcript is spliced from 3 exons. NCBI's taxonomy places the organism in Eukaryota, Fungi, Ascomycota, Dothideomycetes, Pleosporales, Didymellaceae. Bases 65 to 691 code for a protein of 208 amino acids. The record is from RefSeq and is a predicted model, not a curated record.
UCCAACCUUCCAACUUCAAAGAACACCAUUUCAAACCUUACCCUUUUUCGAAAAAGCCUCCAGUAUGCGUUUCUUCAUUGUCACUGCCAUCCUUGCUGCUGUUGCGGUCGCAUCUCCUAUCGUCGAAAAUGUGGAACGUGGCGACAGGCCUGACCCAACGACGGUCAAGGUCACAAAAGUGACAUGGGCAGGUACUGGCUGCCCUGCGGGAUCGGUUGCUUAUGACAUUGGCGAGGAUGGCACAGUCGUCGCCCUAUCCUUCGACAAGUAUGUCGCUCAGACUGGUGGCAACGCCGAGCCCAAAGAUGCGCGUCAAAACUGCAACGUGCGCAUGACGAUGAACUAUCCUGCUGGAUGGUCAUAUACUGUAGCCUCUACCAUCCUCCGUGGAGGAGCUAAGAUCCCGAAGAACUGCGAGGCCACUCUAGGUGCGAAAUACUUCUUCAGCGGACAAGUUGACGAGGCGAAGUGCUCCCGCAAAUUCAAGGGUCCUUUCAAUGACGACUAUAUUCAGGAGACUGGUGUGGAUGCUCUGGUCUGGUCCAAGUGCGGUGUCAAGGGCAAGGAAGGUCCACUCUUCAAUGUCAAUUCUGAAGCGAAAAUAGACUGUAAGGAUGCUGCGUAUCUCGGCGUUGAUACGCAGGAUACAAAGUUUGAGAUGAAGUUGUUGUUGCAGUGGAAAAAGUGUUAGAUGAGCAGGAAUGUGGUAGCAGAUGGGUAUGGAGAAAAUACAUCAAAAAGAGUAAGGGAGGGUAUAGGUGGGCGAAAGUAGGAUAACGGCAGACUGGACGCUCCUUAACAUAUUGAUGUGUUGCGUG